UAAGUACGAUGACGUCACGUCUUAAGAAGGUUGACAUAAGUGUGUCUGGUAUGAUAUAUAGAACAAACUAACUUUGACAAGCAUCGACCUUGCAUUUUGGUUCAAUAUCAGCAUCACAACAAUGGCUUUUUGAGUUCUGAUUGUUGCCUUUUAAGUCUCUAAAGUCAGUAAUGAUUUAGUUUCGCAUACACAUGAAAAGUUAGAGGAAUGAAGCGUAUCUUUAAGCCAUUUCUUUCUUUGCUGCCUAUAAAGCCAUCAACACUGUGUGUGGUAUGAAUGGACUCAUCUUGAACUCUAAGUGUUGCAAUUGCAUAUGAAAUACCAGAAUGUUCCUUGAUGUCAGCCAUUUUUAAGCAACUUUUUACUACUUAUAGAAGAUUUAUCGUCUCUGAGGAACCGACGCUAUUUAAUACCCCUCAGGGGGGUACGAGCUUUUCUGACGUUGGUUAAACAUAUAAAUUGCACAAUAGAGAAGAAGUGAGCAACUACGUACGAGGAGUGAAGAGCUGAGUCACACACAAGUCUUCGUGGCUCGUGGUUCUGUAUUYAUUGUAAAGCCAUGCUGAAUGUCAAUACCUUAUAGAUGCGGAAAGAUGUCCAGAUGAAAUCAUUAGGGAAAGGAAAGCAGAUAAGAGACAAAACGCGUAGGAAAAAUAAAGGUUGAAAGUUAUGGGUAAUAACCUACCCCAUGAACUCAACGUAGACAACAUUACAAACUAUUCACAAACUCUAGAAGCAGAUGAAGCGCAACAAAAUGGCUCUCCAGCAAGAAGGAAAACCUCUGCGAGCGUGAACGAGAUUCGAGAUCUGUAUUCUGCACUCCAAGAACUCGUGCCUAGUCAAGCUCGUCCUCCCUCGACCGCUCCCUAUGGAGUUAUUGGAGAAGAGACUACCAUUAAUAGAACUGACAGAGUUGACAUGGUUGAAAAAGAUGUUGCUUCGACAAGCUCUAACCCAAGUUCAAUGCCUGCAUUUACCAAACGUCACAGUUGCCAUUCUCCUUUGCCUCUGAAGUCACAACCAAAAGUGGUCCAGCGAAAGAGAUCAAAUUCCUGUUUUGUAAUUUCUGCGACCCCGAAUUCUCUUGCUCCACCAAGUCCGAACUUUUUGAAUGCAGACAGGGAGCGAAGAAGUUCGGAUUCGUCCACAGAACCGCAGGUAAUCAACGAAGAACUUUCUGAUCUCAUCGACAACUUUGRCAAAGAAAAAAAGAGUCUAACCAAAGGCGAUUCAUCUGAGGUUGAAAAUAGCUCGUCAAAACGAAGGCAUUCCGGUGGGGAUCUUUUAGGAGAAAGACGAGAAAAGUUUAAAGAUCCCAAGGCGAGGAUGAGAAGGAGGUCAAUAGGGGGAUCAUUGUUAUUGAAUGCUAUCAUUGAAUCGAAGUCAAGCAGGCAAGACUCUUUAGCGAAUGCGUUGAGCAUCAUUGCACGUAAAGACGAACUGCAAGAAGUCAUCGAAACUUGCCAAGAAACUUCGGAACAGGAGAAGAAAAAUCGUGGUGUCGUCGAUGAUGGCUUUGACGAGGUGGACGGAAGACCACAACAUCAACUAAAUCAGAAACCUUCGGAAUUAAAUGUUCAGAAUUCUAUAAACGAGCACCAAGAUAUCGAAGGGAAUUCUUCUGCUGAAAAGGUAACAGACUAUGUUCAAGAUGUAAAAACACAAGCAGUUGUUGGAGCUGAAAUGCAUAAUCUCCUUGAGGCUUUACAGGAACUUGUUGUCACAGGAGAAGGAACAACUCCACCAACAUCCUCUCAGACCAGCUCCAGAAGAACUUCAUGGGUAGAGAAAAGUUCACCGAAACGAAAAGAGUCCCUAGAUGAGCUGGAAGCUUUCUUUAAGAACAAACUCGAUGAAAUUUCUGAGAAAGAAAGCGAUGAAUCUAAUUCUAAAUUCGUCAAAAGUCAAACGCACACGGAAACAACUAAAAGAUUGAAGAACAAAAAGAUGGAGGAUGCCGAUAGAAAAUUAGGGAGUGAUAAAAAACGAAGAUCUUCAUCAGUCGAUCAAUACACAGGAGCCUCUUCCAUUCACAAAAGUCAAAGCAACGAUGAUUUUCUAAGUCCACGUCGUGUGGCAAGACAUGAUACCAGAGGUCGUCGUGCAAGCGUCCAGAUCGAAAUGAAUAGGACGAAUCCUGGAAGAUCGAAUCCUGAGACUUCAAUAAACGAAAAGAAAGUUACUACAAGGUUGAAAAACUCUUCCAGUCGAUCUAGAAGAAGGAAAAGCGAUAUUCCAAUCAUAAAGCAUAAGGAAGUUCUUUUAGAGUCGACAGAUGACGAAGCACGAAAACGAGCUCUUUGGAAAGAAGACCAAGAAGGGUUUGCCAAACAAGUGAAUCAAAGACUACAAGACUGGCUUGAAAGAGCAACAGCUGUAUCACUGAGUACAGCAGAAACCACAGAAGACGAUAGUGUAUCACAAGUAUCCGUCGAUACAAAUCCAGAGAGCCCUAAAGAAGCGGAUACUGUAAAAACUAAACGAGCGAAGUUCGCCAUCAAAAAGGCAUUCAGAGGUCCAAUUAAGCGUUCAAAGUCUCUUCAUAACUUAUUGGAUCCUGAAGAGAUUCAAGUUGAAAAACCUAAAAGCCGGUCGCCUCUGAUAGAACGCUCGAAGCAAAACUUACUUAAACUUAGUCGCCUGCGAAUUCCAAGAUCAAAGUCAAUGCACAAUUUUGCUGCGAUGAAACCAAACGUCGACAAAGUGGAAACAAAAUCGACUGAAUCCGAUGAAAGUAGCGAGAGUUCUUCGUGCAAUACUCGGCGCUCGACAAUUUGGUACGAUGAUGAAAGUUCACCCGAGAUGAUACCGAAAGUUAUCGAAAUUGAUAUCAGUGAGAAGAAUUUAAAUGUUGAUCACCUUUCUCUAAGAAGAAGGUCUUGUCCAACGCCUAAGAACAACUCUAUAAAUAGUUUAAUAGAUUCACAGCGUAUUAAACGUCUUCCUGUCGAUUUACCUCUAUUCUACGCUCCGGGAAUGGAACCCUCAAAUCUGCGAAUACAGAAAAAGGUGGAAAACAGCCUGCAAAAUACGAAUGAGAAGGAAAACAAGAUGCCUCGAGUUCGUAAACCGUUUUUCCCUGUAAGAAAGGAAAUCAAAAAUGAGCUGUUUUACAACGAACCUAAAGGUGAAACUCGACUUUUUGGAAAUCCGUUAUCGCCACCAACAAUAAACGAAUCUUCUUGUUCAACCACAGCCGACGAAGUCCAGCUUAUGAUGUUUCAAAAUUACGACUUAUCAAAUCCCAAUGUUUCAAAUGAUUUUGAAAGCUUUGAGGAAUUCAGAGCAAGAACAAAGUCGACGGAAUCUGAAGACUCUGGCUGCCCUAACACGAGUGAUUGUUAAACUGGUUUUACCUGUUUUACAGGAUACUAGUCUGCGCAUGACACAAGUUUGCAUACCGCUUCCUUGGUUGGGGCUUUCUAUUCCGCAAUCUCUUGCCCAGAGCCCUCAUUUCUUACAAGCAUGCGCAGUAAGGGUCUGGGCAAAAGAUUGUAUACUAGGGUUUCGGAAGUGCAUUUUUUCUUGCUUUCCAAAAUAAUUUUUAGUUUUAUUAUUUUAUGCAGGCUUAUCACUUGUUUAAUUUAUAGUUUAGUAUAUAUUUGAUUUUUGGACAUAUAUUUUUAUUAAUGCUUUUUCAGUAAAAACAUCAGUUUUUGACAUCUCUGGAAUACCGGGAGCCAGACGUGAGUUUGGUGUUCAUAACUUAAAAGCGAGACCAGUGGUUUCUGUCAAAAUUAUCAGUUGUACAUCAUUAUGAUUAUUUUGUUAUUUUCUACGCAUGCGCAGUAGUGUUACUACUAGACUGAGAGAAAAAGGGAGACAUGACUUAGCUCUCCUCAUUCUUUCUCUUCUCCCCCGCGACAGGAAGCCCAAAGAAUAGAAAAUGCGAAGAUGGCAAAACUAGUUCUAAGUUUUCUACCGAAUGGGCUUCUGACCAAAAACGACAAAUCAGAAUAUAUGAAUGCUAAAUUUUCCAAUGUA
Actinia tenebrosa (Australian red waratah sea anemone) is the source of this 3984-nucleotide messenger RNA. RefSeq lists its product as uncharacterized. The record is from RefSeq and is a predicted model, not a curated record. Lineage: Eukaryota; Metazoa; Cnidaria; Anthozoa; Actiniaria; Actiniidae.